This is a messenger RNA of Priapulus caudatus, 3463 nucleotides long. Its product is annotated as amino acid transporter ANTL1-like. Lineage: Eukaryota; Metazoa; Priapulida; Priapulimorpha; Priapulimorphida; Priapulidae. Gene Ontology annotation, molecular function: amino acid transmembrane transporter activity. The record is from RefSeq and is a predicted model, not a curated record. Gene Ontology annotation, biological process: amino acid transmembrane transport. The coding region runs from base 50 to 1477 and encodes 475 amino acids. Gene Ontology annotation, cellular component: vacuolar membrane. The transcript has 15 exons.
CAGCGUCCAUUACCUAUUUUGUUUUGAAGCAAAUCACAUAUUUAUAAAAAUGACAGCACCUGCGUCUGCAGUAGGAGAGCAGGGCUCAAGUAGCACCGUAAAAAUAAUUGCCAACUUAUUUAUUUCGUUCAUAGGAGCAGGAAUCCUUGGUCUACCAUAUGCUUUCAAAGAGUCUGGGGUUCUAGAAGGCGUGCUGGUAAUGUCACUUGUUGGUGCAUUCAGUGUAAAGGGAAUGAUAUUGGUUAUUAAUUGCAAGUAUAAAAUCCUGGAAAAUCCUACCAAACGCCAUGAUGCCAAACAGGGGAAAAUUGUGUUGCCACAGCAUAACUUGGAAGCUGAUACCGAACGGUUGUUAGAUACAGAUGACCCGGAUGUCAUGGUGAAAAAGAGAGCACUUAAACAGUGUGCCAGUGAAGAUAAUAUGAACUAUGGUGAUGUGGGUUACCAUGCGAUCGGUAGAGUGGGUCGCAUGCUUGUAGACGUAGCCCUGCUAAUUUCACAACUUGGCUUCUGCUGUGCCUAUCUUAUAUUCAUCUCGGAGAACCUUGGAAGUUAUGUAGAAAAGAUAAGCAAGAGUGACUGGCUGCUUAUUAUGCUUCCUUUCCUGUUUCUACUGACAUUGCUCAGAGAAUUGCACAGUCUUGCACAUACAAGUAUGUUCGCUCAAGUCUCCAACUUGUUGGCUUUCCUUGUCGUAUUCUGGUUUGAUUUUGAGCAUUGGUCACAUGCCACAGCAAGAAUUCAUCCGAAGGAGGUUUCACUCAAGGGAUUUCCACUAUUUUUCGCUGUGUCAAUCUACUGUUAUGAGGGGGCUGGCAUGAUACUAACACUGGAACAAUCAGUGGCCAAAGAGAAACGUCAUCUAUUUAACGGGUAUUUUGUGCGGACAAUGGUUGCUGUGACAAUUCUUUACAUUGUGUUUGGUGCUUGCGGUUACAUGUCCUUUGGACUCGAAACAAAUGAAAUCAUCACGUUGAAUCUUCCAAAAAAUUCAGCUAUCGACUUUUCUGUGAUGGUGAAGUGCUGCCUCUGUCUAGCUCUAUUUUUCACUUACCCAGUGAUGAUGUUUCCGGUGACAAAGUUGCUUGAAAGUCGGCUACUGCAAAGCCAGGAGGCGAAUCCGUGGUAUGGGAACCUAAUGCGCUUGGUGCUGGUAGGCAUUACAGGACUGACGGUCAUGAUUAUUCCAAAUUUUGCGAACCUGAUGGCUCUAGUUGGGUCAACCUGCUGUACAUUACUGGCUUUUAUUCUACCAGGGUUCUUCCACAUAGUCCUGUUCAAAGGGUCCCUAACAAGACGCCAGUAUCUGUUUGAUGUCGUUCUAAUUUUUCUAGGCGUAGCUGGUACGUUCAUUGGAACAUAUGAUACUAUGAAGAGGAUGGGAGCGUCGAGGAAGCCUAAUCUAGUGAUGAUGCCCGAUAUAUCACAGUUAAACAGCAGUCAACCACUGAUGCUAAACCAGUCCAUGGAAGCGUGAUGACGUUUAGCUUGGUGGAAUAUAUAACGUAUAUAUACAGUAGGUGGGCUUAUUUUAUUAUUCAGAAAAUCUAGGGUGAUCGCAAAAGAUAAGCAACUCUUAUAGAAACACUGUGCCAUGAAUUUGUAGUUUGGGGUUCUUGCGAUUAAAGUGUGAGGGACGAUGUCUAUGUGAUUUAUUUAUAAAAAUAAGAGCUAGUUAACUAACUAGCAUGCACACUAGUGAUAUGCAAAAAAUUAAGUAUCUGUUUCGAACUGUAUUUGUCAUUUAGUGCCUCCUUACUAUAGAUACAGGUUACUAGGUUGACCUUUACUAAUUUGAGGAAGACCAACCAAUUGCCAUUCCCAAGAUAGGAUAUUUGUUUAUAUGAAAAUAGGUAACAAAUGAUGAUUUUGAUUAGCGUAGUAUGUAUGUCAAACUCUUAGUAAAAUGAGGAAUUUCAAUGUAAACUACGUUUUUACAUUUCACUGUCGUAUGCUCUAUGGGUAAAUAGCGUGUAAUACGAUGUAAUCAACAUGCUGAUAUGUAAAUCUUCGUAUAAACAAAGAUGCUAGAGAUAAGGAUGGGUAGACUAGAUGCACCUUGCCAGGUAGAAACAUUUAGCUUAGAUGAUCCUAUUCAAUCAUGGAAAUACGAAUCAACAUAUUUGCAAUGUCAGCUAGUGUAUUUUUGGACGGAUCUCUGUAUAGUGCCCUAUAGAUCGAUACGAUUGGACAACGAUGAUUUUUUACAAGGUCGCGGUGGCUUCCAAUUAAUUAUUUUCUAAAUUUGUGACACUAACUGUAAACAGAUAAUUAUUUAGCAGUACAGUCAAGUUAAUCUUUUGGUUAAAUAUAAAUGUAGUGGUCUAGUGUUAUUAUUGAUGCCCCCUGAUGUUUUCCACUGCUAUUUUGUUAUAUGUCUAGAUAUCAAUGUAUUUCAUUGUAUUGUGAUUGAGUAUAGAACACCAUUCACACGAAGGGCUAUGGAGCAAUUAAGCAGUUAUUUUGACAGUAUGAUAGGGACUGAGGUGGGUGGAGGCUUUUAGGCAAAUUAUUAUCAUUGUAUGUGUUUAUAUUCGGACCAGGCGUGUAUGUGUAUCCCUGUAAAUAUUAGCAUGGGUGUAGUAUGGCAUUACUGCCGCACACUUAUCAGGGACCAAAGUAUAAAUGCCGCCACAAUAACAAGAAGGUUGUGUUGUUUGUUCAAUUAGCAUUUACAACCGUUACGUCUGUGACUUUGUAUGCGUGGCUAUAGAAUCUGAUCACAAAGUCGCCCUGGUGAAUAGCAAUAUCUGACGCUGUCUGUAGAAGCUUUUCCUUGACGGCCAUUUUUACGUCGAGUAGACCAUCAUUAAUCUUUAGUUUCACACUUUUCUAGUAUAGUAGUUGUUUUUAAAUAGCGUACGCACCGUGCAGGGAACUAUGAUACAUUAGCACGACCUGUUUUGCAUGUGUCUUCAGAGAGAUAGUUUUUUAAUACAUAUAUCAGUGGUAAGAUCACGAGGAAUAUUUAUCAGAGAAAUGUCUUAUCAUCUUAUUCGUUGAUAUAUGUUCAUUUCCCGGUGACAUUCUGCUUAUAAUAUACGUGGAAUAUGUACCAAGUGUAGCACGAUAAAGUACGCAAUGUCGGGUGUUAUAAUUCUCAUUAAUUUAUCACAAUUAAGCUAACAGUAGAGAGUUAACGUUUGUUUGAUGAGAAUAUAUCGAGAGCAUAUAAACUAUAGUUUAUAAACUUAUAGUGUAUAUGACGUUGAAUAGAUCUAUUGCAGUGUGAUUUCAUUUUGACGCGUCGUACUGAGACAUAUCCGUGUUGCUAUUAGAAACAUGUAUAAUAUUGUGGUUACUAUGUAAACCUGCGGAAAACAUACUUUCUAGCAUCUGUGGGUUCUUCUUUCGGUAAGAGUGGGUGGUUUUGUAAGAUAAUCUUAUUAUAUUGUCAAACUGUAUGUGUGUGUGUGAGGUUGUUGACAGGUAAAAUAAAACAUAUCUAUUUCACGUUUAGAAU